AUGGCGGGGCAGGGCGACCGCUGCUACACAUACACCGAGCUCCUGGCCAUCGCCCGGCGCUUCCGGCAGAACCCCAACGAGCUCAUGAUCACCUGGAUCCUGCGGGUGUAUGACCAGGGGGGCCUGGCUCUGGCCCUGAAUUCCAGGGAGUUGGUGAUGCUGGGCGACCUGACCGGCGAUGCCGUCUUCAACUACCGCUGCAAGGCCCUGCGGGGUGACGGCAAGACACUGCUGGCCUGGCUGCUGCUGGCCUGGCGCCAGCGCUGGGAGUCCUUCCUGCACUUUGAGGGCACCGAGCUGCCCUUCCGACCCUGGACCACCAUGGAGGAGGGCAUCCAGCUGGUGCGAGAGCUGGGCAUGCUUGACUGGAUCUACCGCGAGCCGCCGCCACUGCUCCCCGAGCCCGAGUGGCUGGUGCCCGAGGACGUGCCCUUCACGCAGGGCCUGCAGCGGCGCCUACUGGCGGCCGCGCCCUCCGAGCUGCGGCUCUCGCUGGUCGGCCUGCUGGUCAAGGGCGUGACGGUGCUGGAGGCGGUGAUGGUGAUCCAGACUGUCGCGGACGUGGGCCUGCUCUGGCGCCAGAGCCAUCCGGGCCGCGCCAGGCUCAUGCUGGGGCCCAACCCGACGCGCAAGGACCUCAUGGGCUGGCUGCUGAGCCACGGCAUGCCCAAGGAGCGGGUGGACAGGCAGCCCACCAAGGUCCUCCUGGAGCUGUACAUCCAAGAGGCCAGGCGCAGCCACACCCGCGACACGUUUGGGCCGGGAGAGGAGCAGCCCCCUUGCCCACCGUACUCCGACCAAGCCUGUGGGGCGGAGCCACCCGUGCGCCAUGACUAG
Molecule: messenger RNA, 837 nt
Organism: Lipotes vexillifer (Yangtze River dolphin)
Lineage: Eukaryota; Metazoa; Chordata; Mammalia; Artiodactyla; Lipotidae
Source: RefSeq, a predicted model, not a curated record